ACAUAUUGAUUAGUUAUGUUAUGGUUACUGCAUGUACUUUGUGUUUUGCAGCUUGCUGAACAUACAAGCUCUGUUGAAGAAUGUUGGCUUAGUGUCAAUGUAGACGUGGCUCUGUGGCUAGACUGUCAAACAUACGAGAAAAAGCCAACAUUAAAACGAGUUAGUGAUUUUGCGCUAGUAAAUCCUGUUGUUCAUCAAGAGUUCAAUGAUUUUGCAAAAGCUGAAAUAACACCAGAAUUGCAAUUACUACUAGACGUGGGCUUAAUUAAGGUCAGGGAAACUGACAAAGCACUCUCAUUGCCAAGGGUGUCUCGAUAUCAAAACGUGUAUGUCAACAUCAGCAGCUCUCAACUUGAUGACCUAUGUCUGUGGGUAUAUGAUAUGAGAAAGCUGUAUAACAGUAAAGGAAGAAGUUUAUUUAAGGUAGUUAAUAAGAGAGCAAGUAUGCCUCAAACAUUGUCUAGUCUAACAUCAGCUGCCGAGAGUUCACAAAGAUGGGUACAUGGUCUGGAUCUCAAUGAAACUGAUAAAUGUAUUAUACAAGGCAAGUGUGCCGACGGCUUUCUAACUGACAAGCACAUGCAUGCUGCUCAUCAACUUCUAUUAAAGCAGUUUCCCUACAUCAGUGGACUAGAGUCAACACUCCUUUGCCAGACUUACGGAUUCGCUCAUGUAACAAGUGAUGCUAUUCAGAUUCAUUUUACAGGAAGUCAUCAUUGGGUGACUUCAACCUGCUUUGGCAAACAAGUACGACUAUACAACAGCAAUGCUGGCCUACACUUGUCUCCUUGUAUGGAAACACAGCUGGCGCAAAUCUAUCAAUUGGCUUACAAAGACAACAUUCUCAUGGUAGAACAAAUGCCAGUGCAACAGCAACAAAAUGGUAAAGAUUGCGGGCUAUUUGCAAUAGCAUAUGCAUUUCAUGCAGCUCUAGGAGAUGAUGUAACCAUCAUGCAUUUUGAUAUUUCCAAAAUGCGACAACAUCUGAUUUACUGUUUGGAUCGAGAGGAGCUCUCACCUUUUCCAAUGGAAGAAGACAAGCCAUUGGAAACAUGUGACAGAAGUCACUUUUAUAUUACUUUGCACUGCACGUGUUCGUUGCCAAAGACACAUGGCAAGAUGGUAGAGUGUUACGUCUGUGAAAACUUGUAUCAUGACAGAUGUGUCACAAUGUCAGGUAGUGAGCCUUGGAUUUGCGCUAAAUGUAAAUAAAUGUCUUGCUAUACACAGCUUCAGUAUUAAUUUGUUCAAUUAAUACAUCAACUUUAAAUA
Molecule: messenger RNA, 1272 nt
Organism: Corticium candelabrum
Lineage: Eukaryota; Metazoa; Porifera; Homoscleromorpha; Homosclerophorida; Plakinidae
Exons: 3
Coding region: 16-1212 (398 amino acids)
Biological process (GO): proteolysis
Molecular function (GO): cysteine-type peptidase activity
Source: RefSeq, a predicted model, not a curated record